This is a messenger RNA of Rhea pennata, 2760 nucleotides long. It is a transcript of the gene GEMIN8, whose product is annotated as gem nuclear organelle associated protein 8. Gene Ontology annotation, cellular component: SMN complex. The coding region runs from base 238 to 939 and encodes 233 amino acids. The transcript is spliced from 5 exons. NCBI's taxonomy places the organism in Eukaryota, Metazoa, Chordata, Aves, Rheiformes, Rheidae. The record is from RefSeq and is a predicted model, not a curated record. Gene Ontology annotation, biological process: spliceosomal snRNP assembly.
UAGUUUUGCUUUCGGAGCCUGUGGCGGGGCGCCGGGGGCGGUUACUGCACACAAAUCGGCUUAGAGUGUCGGGGCUUUUCCAUGUCUUUCCUGCGGGAGAUGCAGGCCUCCGGGCUGAGAAGGCUUGUGCGCAUGUGGUGGAGGUUGGGGAAUUACCAGUGCUGGGGUGAGGACAUUGAUGUGAAGACAUCAUAGUGAUCGUUUACCUUGAUCACUCCACAAGAAACUCCACAAGAGAUGGAGAAAUUGUCACAGGAAGACACUGAGCCAUGGUAUUUUCAGCAAGUGUAUGCAAGAUACUGGAAGCACUAUGAUCUAGCCAUGCGCUGGAUGCAUAAACACCAGAAAGCCUACAGGAAAGCCAUGGAGUCCUUCUAUCACUUACCAUGGCAUCCUUUUGCAACCUCUCCAAGUAGCCGUUACUCAGAUUGGGAUGGGAAUGACCUACCACAUACUCCUAGCUGUUUUUCUAGCUACAGGCGGUGUGGCAGAGCUAAGUACCAUGGUGGAGCUCAGCAGUACAGGGUUGCCCACCCAGGAAGGGAGGAUGCUGAUAGGGACUCUGAAAUGCAGGAAGGCUCUGAGUCCGAAGAGGAGAUAGAAUAUGACUUGAGUAACAUGGAGAUCACAGAAGAACUUCGCCAGUUUUUUGCCCAGACAGAGAGGCACCGGGAAGAACUGCGGAAACAGCAGCAGCUGGAAGCUGAGCACCAAGAAGUAUAUGUGGAGGCUGAUCAUGACCUUCACGUGAAGACAGGGCGUUCUGUGCAGCCACCUGCAGAAAGACCUGGGGAGAGGCGAAUGGCAGAAAUGAAGAAACUCUAUGGCACUGGAGCUGCCAAAAUCCAAGCAAUGGAAACUGCCAUGCAGCUUACCUUUGAUAGGAACUGUGACAAAAAACAGCCCAAAUACUGGCCUGUUAUUCCUCUCAAAUUGUGAGUACCUGAACUGUGCUCUGACUUGGCACAGAGCUGUGGUGAUGUGUGCCUCAGUCAGUCUGUGAAGCUAAAAGAGUAAAUUGCAGUGUUUGCUUUUGCUUGGGUAAUUGGGGUUUUUUGGUUGUUCUUUUUUUCCUGUGGUGAGGGUAGGAAAGGGAAGGAGGAGAAUGAUUCUCUGCCCUGUUUUUCUUUAUACUAUCUGUCAGCAAUGCUCACAGUCCAUUCUACGUGUCUAUACUUGUCAGGUUGUAAAAGGAGAGACAGUAACAUUUUACCUGUCUAAAGCCAUAGUUUCUCUCAUUUGAUGCUAGUCUGCCUUGACUGUGCUUGCAAGAAAUGUAGCACUAUUCAUUUACAUUCAGUAAAAUUUUCACUGGGAAAAGUUAGAGCAAUGCCAUAAAAAGACAAUACAAAUUGUCUACCCUUUCCAUUUAGAAAAGUGAGUAGUCCCAAUUUUUUAUUAUUAUUUAAAAUAGUAGCUUUUGGAUCCGGUCUAACACAGCACAGCUUGAAAUGUUGUGUCUGCUAAUCUUUGAUUUUUGGAAACCAGGAGCCCACUGGCCUAGAUACAACAUAUCAAAUUACUAUAGCCCAGCCAUUUGAAUUAUUUUUAAAAGGUUUAUAGUAAGUCAGGAAGUUUUUCUUCCAGACUGAUACUUAGCUGGCAGAAAUUCAGCCCUAAAGCAAAAUUAUAUAGAAAAAAUGUUCUAAUGAAAGAGAACAACAAAAAAUGCCUGACACGGCACCCUCUGUUAGAGGUCUGUUUAGCAGAAGAGACCUCUGAGAAGAAAAAGCACUACUGGGGCCAAUGCCAACAGUGAUUUUUGCCAUUUUAAUAAAAAGCGUCUGAUUGCUGUGAUGCUUUAAGGAAAAAGAAGAACUAGCCUGAUAGCCUAAAGUUGCAUCCAUACACUGUAUGUGCAAGUUGGAAGCUAUGUAGCUGUGAGAGCUACGUUCAUUUCAGGUGCAGCUUCAGGAGCAAUCUUUGUGUUGUAUGCACACAACUUAAACAUAGGCAGAUUAGAUGUGCCUCUGUGAGAGCUCAUCCAUCUGCACAGGCUGUUUGGCUCCAGUUCUCUCAUCCUUUACUUCUGGUCAUUUGUGCUUGCCCCACUAAUAGUUGGUGUGGUGGAGUGAACCACAACUGUUCUGUUAAAGAGAAGCAGAAUUAGCCCCUUAGUAUUGGUGACUCCUUAGAAAAUGGUACCCUGGACACUCCUUUUCAAAACUUUCUGCAAAGCACUGCUACUACGUAAAAUUGUGUGCUGAAGAUCUGUAAUUUGUGUUAUGCAGCUUUUCCACAAAAGGAAAAAUACACUGUUUUAAUUCUCAUGAACAUUCAUGUAUCCUUUUGGGAACAGAGAAAGCCGCAACUGAAAUUCUUACUGUAAUUCAUGCCCAUGGGGUCUUCUGUGUCUCCGUAGCACAUGUAGUUUGUAACACACAACUGUAGUUGUUGUGCCUUCUGCAGCAGCCGGUUGCACCAAAGCAAAUCUGAAGUCUAGUUUGCAAUCUCCUUGUUCUUAUUAGGAUUACUGUGUUUUUAGAAGCACCACUUUUAUUUCAGUUCCACCUCCUUCAUUUUAGUGUGAUGAGAUGGAGUUAAAUAGAAUACUGACAUUAAAAGUCCCCAGCCUUCAAGACUUGUUACUGAUGUGACUAAUCUGUAAAACUCAUGUGUGGGAAGGGAGGGAAUAGAGUUGUGGGUGAUAGUCCUGUGUUUGUCUUCACUCUUGUUUUUGGAUGGGUUUGUCAGAAAUUCAGUGUUUUGUUUGGAUUUCUCAUUGUUGACCAAAUAAAUUCUUUUUGUAACAUCUUGUAA